CCGUUGUUGAGGGAGGACACGUGUUUCAUAGGAGGGCAUUAGAAUCCCCUGUGCUGUGCCUGCCGGGGUCACCAUGGUAUUUUUUACCUGCAAUGCUUGUGGAGAGUCUCUGAAGAAAGGACAAGUGGAGAAGCACACAGCGGCUUGCAGGAACUGUCAAUGCCUCUCUUGUAUUGACUGCGGGAAGGACUUCUGGGGAGAGGACUAUAAAAAUCAUCUGAAGUGUCUCAGUGAGGAUCAGAAAUAUGGUGGGAAGGCCUUCGAAGCAAAAGCCAACAAGGGGGAUGUGAAGCAGCAGCAGUGGAUUCAGAAAAUUCAUGAAGUGAUGAAUAAACCUAGCAUUACUCCAAACAUGAAGAACAUCUUAAGUCAGAUUAGCACAUAUGAUAACAUUCCAAGGAAAAAAGCCAAAUUCCAGAACUGGAUGAAGAACAGCUUAAAAAUUCACAAUAACGUUAUACAAGACCAAGUUUGGGAGAUUUUCUCUGAAGCCACCAGCACCGUAACAGCUGGUAAAGAUGCACCAAAAUCAGCUGACAAAGCUGCUCCUGAAGAAGAAACAUCUCAACCUUCAGGAACAGUGGAAGAAACAAAGAAGAAGAGCAAGAGGGAACGCAAGGAGGAAAGACAGAAAAAUAAUAAGAAAGAAAAGAAAGAUGUAAACUCGGAGGAACCCACCGAGAACGAAACAAAGAAAAAGUGCAAGAAACGUAAAAUGCAAGAUGAGUGUCAGGAUAGUGAUAAUGAGGAUACAACAGACAAGAAGAAAAAGAAACGUGAAAAUGAUGGUGAGGAGAUGCAGGAGAAUGGCGUGGAAAAGUCCCAGGCCUCUCUCCAUUCCUCCUCAUCUAAAUCCUGUGCCUCUCUACCAGAACAAAGCAUUAUUAAUGAUUGGCAAGAUGACGGCUCAAAUAAGGCUGGAUAAACUGCUCACCUAUAUUUUGCAGUUAAAUUUAACUGGAAGGGAACUAUCAAAGCCUUAUUGAAGCAGGCUCCUGACAAUGAACUACCCAUCAAAAAGCUGAAGAAGAAGGUUAUCGCUCAGUAUUACACAGUAUCCUCUGCCCGGCACAAGUCUGAAGAGGAGCUUCUUGGUACCUUCAACAAGAAAAUACACGGCAAUCCAAAAUUUAGAGUACUGAAAGAGAGAGUAAAACUCCUAAAAUAAAAAAGAUACUUUUCUUCUACAUCCUGCAGGUUA
Messenger RNA from Nanorana parkeri, 1201 nucleotides. RefSeq names its product Ly1 antibody reactive (gene LYAR). Gene Ontology annotation, molecular function: DNA binding. NCBI's taxonomy places the organism in Eukaryota, Metazoa, Chordata, Amphibia, Anura, Dicroglossidae. The transcript has 8 exons. The record is from RefSeq and is a predicted model, not a curated record. Gene Ontology annotation, biological process: rRNA processing; negative regulation of transcription by RNA polymerase II. Gene Ontology annotation, cellular component: nucleolus.